This is a messenger RNA of Carica papaya (papaya), 2942 nucleotides long. Its product is annotated as transmembrane protein (DUF616). The record is from RefSeq and is a predicted model, not a curated record. Lineage: Eukaryota; Viridiplantae; Streptophyta; Magnoliopsida; Brassicales; Caricaceae.
UUCAUUUUUCUUCCAUUAACAGAAAAGAAAUAUAUAUGUAAAAAAUUUCACAGUUCAAAUUUCUCUGUAUUCCUCUUUCGUCUCUACAUACUCUCCAUUUAUGUGUAUAUGGAGUUUCUCUCUCCUGAAGUGAGUGACCGAUAAGAGAGAGAGAGAGAGAAAGAGGGAGUAAAAUGCGAGAAUGGCUCAGUACAGGCAAUCGGGAAACGAGAGGUUUGUGGUCCGUGGAGGCAACCACGAUCUCCACUACCACCAGCACCACCACCACGUUAACGGCGCAUCUUCGUCGGAUCACAUCUCCAUCGGGAUUCGUGCCGCCAGCAGUGGUUCGUCUCAGCACGGCAAGCCCGGUCGGGGCCGCCGAUCGGCGCGUUCUGACAAGAGCCGCGGCAUCUCCAGCGCGAUCGUCGUUGUCCUCUGCCUCGUGCUCGCUGUCACUGUCUUAGCGUACUACUAUAUUUCUGGUUACAAUAAUAAUGACGAUAUUAAUGAUAACAGUAAAGAACUUAAUACUUAUCAUGCUGAUGAUGAUUUAAGGAACGAUGGUGAUUUUCUUACAAAUGUGACAAGGAUGGAAACUGUUAAAGUCCUUGGGUUUGGCCAAGGUUCAGUAUCUCAUGGCCGAGACUCGAGGUAUUGGGAUAGGGAUGACAGGAGAAGGGAUGAUGACUACAAUGAGGAUGUGCUGGAGCGUUCAAGCAUAUCUUCCCAUGAUGUCUCUCAAAAUAAGGACCAUGUAUUCAAAAUGAGGAAUGAAAAUUUAGAGAUCUCUCUUGAUGAUCCCGUUAAAGGUUCAGGCCGGAAAGGGGGUGGGUUGUACAAUGAAGCUGGACGUAAUGAACUUAAAUAUGAAGCAGAGUAUGAAGCUUCUUUGGGAAAUGGGGUUCAAACCAGAAAUGAGCAUGGGAAUAGUGAUCAACUAUUAGAUGGCAAAAAUUCUGAAUCACAUCAUGAGGAUGUUGAUUCUGAUGCUGAGUACAGUAAUGCAAUUGACUCCCAUGACUUCCGAAUGGAAGAAUAUGAUGAUUCUUCUAAUGACAAUGAGGAACACUUUGAUGUUGCGAAAACUCUGAGUGAAAAGUCAGAUUUGGUUCAUGCUGGAACCAAGGAUCAGAAGAUUACAAAGGAGGCAGGGAAAGCUCUUUCUAAACUAUCUGGGGAGGAAAUUUCAUCUGGUUCUGAAGGUUCUGGUAAUUCUGAUACAAAUUCUCGACGUGUCAAUGUCAACAGUAAUCAGUCUACAAAGACAUUGCGCUUAGAUACCAAAAGAAGACCUAGACGCCGCAAAUUUUCUGGCUCUUGUGAGAUGAAGCUCUUAAAUUCUACUGCACAUCUGGUAGAGCCUUUAGAAACUCGAAAGUUCGCUAGAUUUUCCUUACAGUACAUAGAGAAGGAGGAGAAACCUUUUGUUGAGGCAGAGUGGGAACCUAGAUUUGCAGGUCAUCAGAGCUUACAGGAACGGGAAGAAUCUUUUUCGGCCCGUGACCAGAAGAUAAAUUGUGGUUUUGUUAGAGGUCCUGAAGAAUUCCCUAGUACUGGAUUUGAUUUGGCAGAAGAUGAUGAAAAUUACAUCAGUAAAUGUCACAUUGCUGUGAUCUCUUGCAUUUUUGGAAAUUCUGACCGGUUGAGGGAGCCUGCUGGUAAAAUGGUAAGUCGUCUCUCAAGGAAAAAUGUAUGCUUUGUAAUGUUUAUGGAUGAAGUUACUCUGCAAACACUUUCUUCAGAAGGUCAUUCGCCAGAUAGAACGGGAUUUAUUGGUCUGUGGAAGAUAGUAGUGGUGAAGAAUCUUCCUUAUUUAGACAUGCGGAGAGUGGGCAAAAUACCAAAAUUGUUGCCACAUCGGCUAUUUCCUUCUGCCAGGUAUUCAAUCUGGUUAGACAGUAAACUGCGUCUUCAACUGGACCCACUGCUCAUCUUAGAAUACUUCCUGUGGCGGAAAGGGCACGAAUAUGCCAUUUCUAAUCACUAUGAUCGGCAUUGUGUGUGGGAGGAGGUUGGACAAAAUAAGAAGCUAAACAAGUAUAAUCAUAGUAUCAUUGAUCAGCAGUUUAAGUUUUACCAGGCUGAUGGGCUGACAAGAUUUAAUGCAUCAGACCCUAACAAGCUUCUUCCUAGUAAUGUGCCUGAAGGGUCUUUUAUUGUAAGAGCGCACACUCCAAUGUCAAAUUUGUUCUCCUGUCUCUGGUUCAAUGAGGUUGACCGGUUUACAAGUCGUGAUCAGCUAAGUUUUGCAUACACUUACCAGAAAUUGAGAAGAAAGAAUCCUGAGAAACCAUUUUAUCUCAAUAUGUUCAAGGAUUGUGAGAGGAGAGCCAUAGCUAAGUUGUUUCGUCACAGAUCAGAGGAGAAGCGGAACAUCCGCCAGCAAGCAACGGAGUAAGAUGUGAUGUAAUGACUUCCUGGGGAACAGGUCCAUAUUAUAUACUAAUGCUCGGUCAUGCUCAUUCAUCUCCUGGUGAGAAGGGAUGUGCAAUUGCGUUGAUUUUACAAAGUACCGGCACUGGCACAAUGGAUAUUCUAUAUUGCGGUUAACUCUGUGAAUGUGGAAAUCUAUUUGCAUUUGGUGGGGAGGUCAAUAUUCUAGCAGUCCCACCGAUUCAAGUGGUUAGUUUUCUUCGGAAACAUCUUUUAUUGAGUUCAUUCUGUUGUACCCAAUUUAUUCUUCAUUAAUUGCUUCUUGAUUUGAGCUGAGGCAAGCGAAUACAUCCUACACUCUGUACCACUAGAAGAAGUUCCAUUCUUUUGUUGGUAUACUGUAAAAAAUUUUUGGUGCAUCCAAACUUGUAAGAUUACAUGGUCAACUUUAUAAUUAGUGAUUUGUUGUGACAUCAGAUCACGUGUUCUGAUAAAGAGCAUGCCUUAGAAGGAUCUCUUCUGACUGUCAAACAGUAAACUAUUUGUGGCCUAUUUUCUUGGUAGCUAAUGCUAAUGUAUACUUUAAA